Entamoeba dispar SAW760 is the source of this 576-nucleotide messenger RNA. RefSeq lists its product as uncharacterized. The record is from RefSeq and is a predicted model, not a curated record. Lineage: Eukaryota; Evosea; Mastigamoebida; Endamoebidae. Bases 1 to 576 code for a protein of 191 amino acids. The transcript has a single exon.
AUGUCUUGCCCAUUUGGUGAAAAAUGCCCAAUUAAACCAUUCUUUACUAAAGUAUUAGAACAAGCUAGAGAUGCAAUUCAAGGACCAUUUGUUGUUCCAAGUAAUGCAGAUGAAAUUAAAUCAACUUAUAAUAAAAAUAUUAAAAAAUACAAUGAACUUUAUUUAUUUAUUAAUGGUUCAUUAGUUUUCCUUGGAUCACUUUUAGCACAUCCUCUUGCUGGAAUUUUAGUUCUUGUUGUUUAUGCUGCUCUUGUAUUUACUUGGGAUAAAUAUAUUAGUAAAUAUGUAGAUAAAUAUUUCAAAGACUUUAAGAUUCCUUACAGUACUAUUCCAAUCCUUCUUUUCCCAUUAUUCUUCUUCUUUGCUUUACUUGGUGAAUGUACAAUUGCAUUCAUUGGUUUCAAUAUCCUUGCUGCUCUUAUAGUUGUUGGUCAUUCUUUCACUCAAAGAUUCGGACAAACUGUUGAAAAGAAAAGUCCUAAAGAAACACCAGUUGUUACAUCUAAGAAAGAAGAAAAGAAAGAAAAGAAAUCAAAAUCAUCAUCCUCUUCAUCAUCUUCUGAUGAAAAACAUUAA